AAAACCGCGAGCGAGAGCGCUGCGCCGCAAUCACUGCAGGGCCGACGUCGGAGGAGGCCCGUCUGAGGCUGCGCGCCGCGAGGAAUUCCCACGGUCCUGCCGCCGCCGCCUCCGCGGUCUCCCGCCGCAGAUUUCCAGGGUAGACCUCCAAGGCGCAGAAUGAUCUGGGAAGUAGCUGUGUUACUUAGCUUGGUCCUGGGAGUUGGUGCUCUUCCCAUGGACGACCCUGAGGAUGGAGGCAAGCACUGGGUGGUGAUUGUCGCGGGUUCAAAUGGCUGGUCUAAUUAUAGGCACCAGGCGGAUGUGUGCCACGCCUACCAGAUCGUCCACCGCAACGGCAUUCCCGACGAGCAGAUCAUCGUGAUGAUGUACGAUGACAUCGCCUACUCUGAGGAGAAUCCCACCCCAGGUAUCGUGAUCAACAGGCCCAAUGGCUCGGACGUCUACGCGGGAGUCCCGAAGGACUACACUGGCGAGGAUGUCAACCCGCAGAAUUUCCUUGCUGUGUUGAAAGGAGACUCAGAAGCCGUGAAGGGCAAAGGAUCUGGAAAGGUCUUGAAGAGUGGCCCCAAGGAUCACGUGUUCGUUUACUUCACCGAUCACGGAGCUACUGGCAUACUCUGCUUCCCCGACGAUGAUCUUCAUGUACAGGACCUGAAUCAGACCAUCUAUUUCAUGUACCAACACAAAAUGUACCGAAAGUUGGUGUUCUACAUUGAAGCCUGUGAGUCCGGGUCCAUGAUGCACCACCUGCCCACCGACAUCAACGUUUAUGCGACUACUGCUUCCAACCCCAGUGAGUCGUCCUACGCCUGUUACUACGAUGAUGAGAGAGUCACCUACCUGGGGGACUGGUACAGUGUCAACUGGAUGGAAGAUUCAGACAUGGAGGACUUGACGAAAGAGACCCUGCACAAGCAGUACCAGCUGGUGAAGUCGCACACCAACACCAGCCACGUCAUGCAGUAUGGAAACAAGUCCAUCUCUGCCAUGAAAGUAGUGGAGUUUCAGGGUGUGAAACACAAAGCCAGCUCUCCCAUCUCCCUGCCUCCGGUCAAACGCCUGGACCUCACGCCAAGCCCCGACGUGCCCCUUGCGAUCCUGAAGAGGAGACUGAUGAGCACCAACGACCUACAGGAGUCCAGGCAUCUCGCUGAGGACAUCCGCAGGCACCUGGAGGCUAGGCACGUCAUUGAGAAGUCAGUGCGGAAGAUAGUCUCCGUGGUCGCGAGGUCCGAUGCCGAGGCGGAGAGGCUGCUGUCCGAGCGAGCCCCGCUCACGGCGCACGACUGCUACCGGGCUGCCGUGUCGCAUUUCCGCACGUACUGCUUCAACUGGCACUCCCCCAUGUACGAGUAUGCUUUGAGACAUUUGUACGUGCUAGUCAACCUCUGUGAACAACCGUAUCCAGUUGACAGAAUAAAAUCAUCCAUGGACAAGGUGUGCCUUGAUAACUACUGAAACACUGCCUUCCUGAUGCUUUCCCGAGUGUGAACACCAUCCCUCAGAAUGUGUGUGACCCGAGACUGAAGAGGUGGAGCCGGAGGGGAGGAAGCCCAGCCGUCCCAGCCUUCCCAGGGAUGCGGUCCAGCGGCUCCCGGGCCCCACUCCAGGCCUUUCACGAGGCGCCUGCUCACCUUUACCUACUUCCUUGUCUCCAGCAGGUCCUGUGCGAUGCUCUGAAAAAACCGCAGAGCGGCUGGGUGAAGCUCUGUGUUGAGAAAGCCGUGUUUGCGUUUUAAGAGGUUUUUUCGCGCGUCGGUUUUAAGGAACAGGAACUUCACUGGGCGCCUGUAGCUGAAAAGAGUCUGUCCCGAGGAAUUUGAAGCUGGGGCCUCUGAAGUCUUCAGAAUGAUUUUAUUGGAGAGGGAUGUGGGCCCCAAAUGGAAAACUCUUUUUAGAAAAUCUUAUAAUUAUUGAUUGCUUUUGUAUUUUAUUUCACAAUAAUGGAGAAGUCUAAAGAAUAAAGAUUUGUAACUGAACCCGA
Molecule: messenger RNA, 1987 nt
Organism: Equus quagga
Lineage: Eukaryota; Metazoa; Chordata; Mammalia; Perissodactyla; Equidae
Gene: LGMN
Product: legumain
Exons: 14
Coding region: 160-1461 (433 amino acids)
Biological process (GO): vacuolar protein processing
Molecular function (GO): cysteine-type endopeptidase activity
Source: RefSeq, a predicted model, not a curated record